GUCCUCUCACUCUGCCUUAUGGAGGACUACCUGCCUUGGCACCUGGAGGACAUCAUCUAGACACCAGGAGGACCCAGCGCUGUGUUCCAAGUGUCCCCCCUACUCAAUCUGCAGACCCUCCGUCCCUUGGAAUAGCAGACCUCCUCUCCAGACUAAUGGGCAACUUAUCAUCCCUCCAAUAAUGGAGAACGUCAGAAUGUGUAAGGAGCCUGCACCGUAUCUGGGAAACUCAGGAGUGCAUGAAAUGAUUGCUCCUGUGAAGAAAAGACCUGAGGAAGAGUUGCAGUGCCUGGAGAUGACAACCAAGCGAAAAAUUAUUGGGCGGCUGGUCCCAUGUAGGUGUUUUCGAGGAGAAGAGGAAAUAAUAUCAGUGUUGGAUUAUUCUCACUGCAGUUUACAACAGGUGCCAAAAGAGGUUUUCAAUUUUGAAAGGACAUUAGAGGAACUCUAUCUGGAUGCCAAUCAAAUUGAAGAGCUACCCAAGCAAUUGUUCAGUUGUCAGUCUCUACGGAAGCUGAGUAUGCCGGACAAUGAUUUGUCGAACCUGCCAGCGUCAAUUUCUAGCCUAGUUAAUCUGAAGGAAUUGGAUAUCAGCAAAAAUGGGAUCCAGGAAUUUCCAGAAACCAUAAAAUGUUGUAAAUGUUUAACAAUAGUUGAAGCCAGUGUGAAUCCGAUUUCCAAGUUACCCGAUGGAUUCACGCAGCUCCUUAACCUUACUCAGCUGUACCUUAACGAUGCCUUUCUUGAGUACCUUCCUGCUAAUUUUGGAAGGCUCAGCAAAUUGCGGAUACUGGAACUAAGAGAAAACCAUUUGAAAACGUUACCAAAGUCAAUGAGUAAACUAACCCAGCUAGAACGAUUGGACCUUGGCAAUAAUGAGUUUAGUGAACUGCCAGAAGGCCUGGAGCAAAUACAGAAUUUAAAGGAAUUGUGGCUAGAUAAUAAUUCAUUGCAAGUAGUGCCUGGGGCUACCGGAAAACUAAAACAACUGAUUUAUUUGGACAUGUCGAAAAAUCGGAUUGAAAGUGUAGAUCUGGAAAUAUCUGGAUGUGAAUCACUAGAAGAUCUUUUACUGUCAUCCAAUUUGUUACAGCAGCUGCCAGACUCUGCAGGUCUGUUGAAAAAACUUACAACUCUCAAAGUAGACGACAAUCAACUUAUAGCAUUACCAAAUACUAUUGGAAAUUUGUCUAUGUUAGAAGAGUUUGAUUGCAGCUGUAAUGAACUGGAGUGUUUGCCUCCAACCAUCGGCUACCUGCACAAUCUUCGUACACUGGCGGUUGACGAAAAUUUCCUCACAGAGCUACCCAGGGAAAUUGGAAAUUGUAAGAACGUGACAGUGAUGUCUCUUCGAUCCAACAAACUGGAAUUUCUUCCAGAGGAGAUUGGACAGAUGCAAAAACUGCGAGUGUUGAAUCUGAGUGAUAACAGGUUAAAGAAUUUGCCAUUCAGCUUUACAAAACUUAAAGAACUUGCUGCUCUUUGGCUUUCCGACAAUCAGUCCAAGGCUCUCAUUCCACUUCAAACUGAAGCUCACCCGGAAACCAAGCAGAGGGUGCUGACAAAUUAUAUGUUCCCCCAGCAACCGCGAGGAGAUGAAGAAUUCCAGUCAGACAGUGAUAGUUUUAACCCAACGCUUUGGGAAGAACAAAGACAGCAGCGAAUGACGGUGGCAUUUGAAUUUGAAGAAAAGAAAGAGGAAGAAGAAGCUCCUGGGAAACUCAAGGUUGAAAUCAACCUUAAACGCUACCCAACGCCAUACCCUGAAGAUUUAAAAAAUAUGGUAAAAUCCGUGCAGAACAUGGUGGGUAAAGGCAGUCACAGUAGCUCAUUGGACAACCCUGUGCCAUCCUCAAGCUCCGAGUCAACCCAUAAGGAAAGAUAUGAACAUAAAUGGCCAAUGUCGGCAAAAGAAGUAAAGUCUGCAGAGGUUUCAAACCGAGAACAUAAAGAAUUCCAAAAGAACCAAAUGUCGGAAUCGGGAAACAUUCGGAGCUAUUCUUUGGAUGCCCCAAAGAGGAAGGAGAAAGAGGAUCAUUCGGAGCGACCAGAGGAAACAUUCAGCCAUCGCCCAAAUGAUAUGAGAAUGGCAGAACUUCGCCCCUCUUUAAUUGAGACUCCAUUGUACCCUCCAAAACUUGUAUUGCUGGGAAAAGACAAAAAAGAGUCAACAGAUGAAUCUGAAAUUGACAAACAUCAUCAUAACAGUGUCUCGUCUGGGACUUAUUCUGACUAUUCACCAUCUCAGGCCUCUUCAGGGUCCUCUAACGCUCGUGUCAAAGUGCAGAUUACUGCGAAGGAAGCAGUCAAUAGCUCGCUGUGGGGUAACAGACUUACUCAGUCGUUUCCGCAGCCAUUGGAAACAAAGCCAUUACUUAGCCAGCGGGAGACAGCACCGGGUGGGAAUCUACAGCAACGCAACGAAAGACAGCAGCUCAACGAUUCCUUUACUGAGAACUGGAAUGACAGCUCACAUUAUGAUAACACUGGGUUUGUUGCUGAAGAGAAUACAGUUGAGAAUUCAAGUAGUAACCCAAUGCUGAAUUCAAAAUCGAGGAGCACCUCCGCUCAUGGGCGCCGACCGUUAAUCAGACAAGAUCGGAUUAUUGGAAUUCCUUUGGAACUAGAGCAGCCUACACAGAGAAACCCUCCAGAAUCAGAUGUGCCUCCUAGCAAUCCAUGGCAGAAUUGGACUAGAACCCCAAGCCCCUUCGAAGAUAGGACCGCCUUUCCAUCAAAAUUGGAAAGCACUCCUGUCAACAGUCCUCUACCAGAGAGGAAAGUACACAAGCAAACGUCACUUGAUAACACAAAUACGUAUUCUUCAGGGGCCGGUUGGGAAUUCCAUGAUUCAAACUCUAACAGAAAUGUUUUCACUCAUACUCAUUGUCGACCUGAGUCAGCCAAAAAUAGCAUUUCACUGAGCAAGAGUACUGAAAGGUUGUCACCACUACUCAAGGACCUGAAGACAGGCAGGUUUAAGAAGUCACAAAGUAUAGAUGAGAUAGACAUUGGAGCAUUCAAAGUGUAUAACAUACCAUUGCAAAAUUAUGACCCAAGGCAUAUCUUGCAAGGUAGUCAUGAAAGACCAGACCUAAUGCUAGGCCAGGAGCAAAGCAUGUCACGCAGCCAGUCAGUCCCAAUGCUUGACGAUGAGCUUCUGGGAUAUGGAAAUAGUAGGGGUCAACAACAUAAGUCAACAACAAAGAAAGUCUAUCAGUUCGACCAAAGUUUUAAUCCUCAAGGCGCUGUAGAAGUUAAACCUGAAAAAAGAGUACCACCACCUUUCUCGUACAAUCCAGAAUAUUCUGCACAGCAAACAAAAACAACUGUGAAGGAUCUGAUCAGCCCAAGAGCCUAUAGAGGAUAUCCACCCAUGGAACAAAUGUUCUCCUUCUCCCAGCCCUCAGUGAAUGAAGAUUCCCAUCCACCACAGUUUACAAACCAAGGCACAAGACCUGGGUUUUUGAAAAGAGCUGAUUCGUUGGCAAGUGCAACAGAAAUGGCUAUGUAUCGACGUGUAAGUGAGCCACAUGAACUUCCCCAGACAGAUAGGUAUGGCAGGGCUCCAUUCUUAGGAGCCAUGGAGCGACAAAGUAGUAUGUCAGUGGCCGAGUCUCAGUUUCACAAAAGGAAUGGAAGAUACGAAGAUGACCACAGCUCUUACCCAGAAAUUAAGUCUCAGGCUGGUAAUUAUCAAGUUAAAACCCUUACACAGCGAAGGCCGUUGUCUGCAAGAAGUUACAGCACAGAGACCUACGGGACGUCUCAGACUAGACCUGUUUCUGCCAGACCAACAAUGGCAGCUCUGCUUGAAAAGAUACCAUCUGAUUAUAAUCUGGUUAAUUACGGUGAUAAAGCAUUGGACACCAGUGACAUGAAGCUGAGGGGAAACCCUGGAAAAAUAGAAGAAAGCUGCAAUAAGAUGCCUCCUGACUGGAGGCAACAGCUUCUCAGGCAUAUAGAGGCUAGACGGUUGGACAGGAAUGCUGCUUAUAAGCACAACACCCUUAACUUUGGCAUGCCGCACUCAGGAAGUUUUGCAGCAAUGCAUGAUGGUAAAAGCAUGACUCUAACCAACAGACCUUACUACCAAGACAUACCUCUCCAAAAUACGCCUUCACAGCAGAGCAACAUCAUAGAUAACGGGCAUGAAGACAUGUCUUUGGGUCAGUGGAAUCCAUACCCUUUGGGUCGUAGAGAUGUACCACCAGAAAAUAUCACUAAGAAGCUUCCUGAAGCUUUGCCUAACGGGUUACAUUACCCACAGGCUGGUAGCCAUAUUCAGACGUUAAUGGGAUCCCAAAGCCUACAGCACAGAUCCAGGGAACAGCAACACUAUGACACCGGGAUGAAUAAAGUCACAAUCCAGCAGUACCAGUCUCCGCUGCCCAUUCAGAUCCCGUCUGCACAAAGAGGACCUCAGUCUGGCCGCUGUUUGAUCCAAACAAAAGGGCAGAGAAGCAUGGAUGGGUAUCCUGAGCAGUACUGCGUGAGAAUAGAGAAAAACCCGGGUCUAGGUUUCAGCAUCAGUGGGGGUCUGAGCGGUCAAGGAAAUCCAUUCAAGCCGUCAGAUAAAGGUAUCUUUGUUACUAGGGUUCAGCUUGAUGGACCGGCAUCGGGAUUGCUCCAGCCUGGGGAUAAGAUCCUACAGGCAAAUGGACACAAUUUUGCACACAUGGAACACGAGAAGGCAGUUUCGCUGUUGAAGAGUUUUCAGACUACAGUAGAUCUAGUAAUUCAACGUGAGCUUACUGUCUAAAUAUUUUUAUAAACAGUAAAGAUAUCAUUUAGACAGAUCUUAUCUUCAAAUAAUUACAUUUAUACAUAGGAAACCAAUUUUGCCAAUUGCUGGAUCAAUGGCAAAUGUUACUGCCAAAUGUAAAUGAUGUGUCAAUAUGGAUUUUCUGAUGUUCACUGUAUAAAUCGCAGAAUUAUCUGGAUAUUGUUAGGGUUUAUCUGUCAGCUUGAGGCUGUGUGUCGGUGCAGUUUUAUAAAAAAUAAAUAUGUGGAUUUCAAAUUUUUGAGAGCAUAGAAAGCACAGAUGCUGAUCUGAUAUUCAAAUUAUUA
This is a messenger RNA of Pelobates fuscus (common spadefoot toad), 5070 nucleotides long. RefSeq names its product leucine rich repeat containing 7 (gene LRRC7). Gene Ontology annotation, cellular component: postsynaptic density; postsynaptic membrane; basolateral plasma membrane. The record is from RefSeq and is a predicted model, not a curated record. Lineage: Eukaryota; Metazoa; Chordata; Amphibia; Anura; Pelobatidae. Gene Ontology annotation, molecular function: protein binding. The transcript has 27 exons. The coding region runs from base 182 to 4762 and encodes 1526 amino acids. Gene Ontology annotation, biological process: neurotransmitter receptor transport, endosome to postsynaptic membrane; neurotransmitter receptor transport postsynaptic membrane to endosome; receptor clustering.